Messenger RNA from Glycine soja, 1401 nucleotides. Its product is annotated as heavy metal-associated isoprenylated plant protein 36-like. NCBI's taxonomy places the organism in Eukaryota, Viridiplantae, Streptophyta, Magnoliopsida, Fabales, Fabaceae. The transcript has 3 exons. The record is from RefSeq and is a predicted model, not a curated record. The coding region runs from base 10 to 1011 and encodes 333 amino acids. Gene Ontology annotation, molecular function: metal ion binding.
CCUUGUUGCAUGUUCCUUACUUCCUUCGAAACCUUUGGCUACCAACAAACACACACACACACACACACUUGGAUCAACUUUUCUCGUCCCUUGCUUUCCACUCCAACACGGUACCAACCAACCUACCAAAUGGCAGCCAAACCAGCUGAAGAAGCUCCUCAAGGAGAAACCCUCAAGUACCAGACGUGGGCUUUGAAAGUAUUGAUCCACUGCGAUGGCUGCAAAAGGAGAGUUAAGAAAAUUCUUCAGGGAAUUGAUGGGGUUUAUACAACAGAGGUUAAUUCUCUGCUGCACAAGGUUACGGUCACCGGUAACGUGGACGCUGAGACUCUCAUCAAGAGGCUUUCAAGAUCAGGGAGGGUAGUGGAGCUUUGGCCAGAAAAACCACCUGAGAAGAAAGAUAAUAAGAAGUCUGGGAAAUCCAAUAAGAGUGGUGCUGGUGAUGCUAAUAAGGAGAAGGAAGACCAAAAGAAUAGUGAACCAGAUUCUGAUGGUGGUGGUUCAAAUGAGGGUUCUAAAGACGCUCCCGGUGAAGAUUCUGACAAAGAAGGUCAUAGUUAUGAAUGUGAGGAGGGAGGUGGUGGUGGUGAAGGUGGCAAAAAGAAGAAAAAGAAAAAGAAAAAGAAGAACAAAGGGGAAAACGGUGGUUCUGCAUCUGCAACUCCUAAUAAUAAUGGAGGAGGAGAAGAAAUUAGUAAAGUUGAAGCAUUAGUCCCUUCAAAUUUGGACACUUCCUUCACUCCCAAGGAUCUUAUUAGUCCUCCAAUUCAGCAUGCUUACCCAUAUCCACCACAGGUGUAUUAUCCACCUCCUCCAGCAUAUGGAUUAAGCUAUAACACAGCAUAUCCUGUCUCCAGUACUGCUUCAUAUUAUGUUGGUGCUCCUAUCAUGCCCAUGCAUGCUUACACUACUCCAUACUCUAGACUGCCACCACCUCCUCCACCAUCUGAUCCAAUCAAGCACUAUGUUGAGGAUGAGUAUGAAAGUGAUGGAUAUUGCUCCAUUAUGUGACAAACACACACCAAAGUGGAGGAUGAUGUACUAGCUAGCUAGUGUUAUUACUUAUUAAUGAUAGUACUCAGGUUAAGUGGAGGGGUUGAAUUUUGUAAUAUGCUCAACAAAAUUAGAAAUAUUAAAUAUGGGGACAAAAAUAAAAAAAAGAGGGCAUGUGCAGGUAUGGGGGGGGUCUUGAAUACUUUGUCUUUGUUUAGCAUGAUCUCUCUCUUUCCUCUUCUUUUUUUUUCUUCACUUGUUAAGAGUACAAAGCUUUUGGGGUUUGCCAAAGAAAGGCCAGUAGCCUUGUAAUGCUCUGCAAUUUGUAGGUCCGGAAAUCUUCCUUUCCCUCUCUAUCUUAUGUGUAAAGUAUCUUUAUAAGUACCAACUUUUUUUCUUCUCUUUACA